This is a messenger RNA of Oncorhynchus keta (chum salmon), 2369 nucleotides long. RefSeq names its product ras-related protein Rab-15-like. Gene Ontology annotation, molecular function: GTP binding; GTPase activity. Bases 417 to 1133 code for a protein of 238 amino acids. Lineage: Eukaryota; Metazoa; Chordata; Actinopteri; Salmoniformes; Salmonidae. The transcript is spliced from 11 exons. The record is from RefSeq and is a predicted model, not a curated record. Gene Ontology annotation, biological process: Rab protein signal transduction.
UGCUGCUGGGAGCUUCCCCCGCCACCGCACCCAUCAGAGGAGGAGUGGGCUGGGUGGAAUCCCUUCUCUUAUACCUAGGCGUUGUUACCAAAGAGACCGCUCCUCCUGGUUUGAUAGACAGAGCUGCUCACCGGUUCCUCGAAAGACUAUCAGAAGACUUGAUUGCAUUUUGGGCAGACAUGGGCUGGGGUGUAGCUGUGUUGCUUUUGGAAAUUCGUUGCUGAGUUAGCUUGCUGGCUGUUCUAAUUUCUAAGACGUUAUGGCUAAGCAGUAUGAUGUGCUCUUCCGACUCCUGCUUCUCGGAGAUUCGGGGGUUGGAAAAACAUGUUUAUUAUGCAGGUUCACGGACAACGAAUUUCACCCGUCUCACAUUUCCACAAUCGGAGUCGAUUUCAAAAUGAAGACGCUAGAGAUAGAUGGCAUCAAAGUGCGGAUACAGAUUUGGGACACAGCAGGACAGGAGAGAUAUCAGACCAUCACUAAGCAGUACUACAGACGAGCACAGGUACGAGGUCAGAUCAGGUAUGAUAACUACUAUUCCUCAUGAUAUUGCAGGUACGAGGUCAGAUCAGGUACGAGGUCAGAUCAGGUACGAGGUCAGAUCAGGUAUGAUAACUACUAUUCCUCAUGAUAUUGCAGGUACGAGGUCAGAUCAGGUACGAGGUCAGAUCAGGUACGAGGUCAGAUCAGGUAAGAUAACUACUAUUCCUCAUGAUAUUGCAGGUACGAGGUCAGAUCAGGGAAUCUUCCUGGUUUAUGACAUCACAAGUGAGCGAUCCUUCCAGCACAUCAUGAAGUGGGCCAGCGAUGUGGACGAGUAUGCUCCUGAUAACAUCCAGAGGAUCCUCAUAGGGAACAAGUCAGACGAGGAGGAGAAGAGACAGGUUGCUACAGGACAGGGCAACAAGCUGGCCAAGGAUUAUGGGAUGGACUUCUUUGAGACAAGUGCCUUCACCAACUAUAACAUCACAGAGUCCUUCACACGAUUGGCUGAGCAGGUCCUGGCAGCCAAUAAGAAGGACCUGGACCUCCUAAGGGCGUCGGUCACAGACGAGCUCAACCUCGCCGCCCUGGAGGAGGAGGAGGGCAUCACAGACGGGGCCGCCGCCUCACAGAAGGGCUGCUGGUGUUAAGGGCUGGGCCUGGUCAAAAGUAGUGCACUAUGUAGGGUAUACGGUGAGAAAAGUAGUGCACUAUGUAGGGAAUAGGGUGAAAAAUAAGUAGUGCCCUAUGUAGGGAAUAGGGUGAGAAAAGUAGUGCCCUAUGUAGGGAAUAGGGUGGCACUUCUUAUGUAAGAACUGGUUCUGGAUGCGUCUCAAAACACACCCUAUUCCCUAUGCGAGAUCUAGUUUAAAGUAGUGCACUUUGUAGGGAAUAGGGUGGAGGGUGACACUUCUCUUCUUCAUGUUAGAACCUGAUUAAUUAACGUAGCCGAUUGCCUUUCUACCAUCAUAGGUGGUAUACUGGCAUUUGAUAGGUUUUUUAAAUUGUAUUUUUCAUUGUAGUUGUUAGAUUCUGCCACAAGAGGGUGCUGCUGAUACAUGCUGCGUUAUAUACAAAGCUUUCGGUAUUUAGAGUACACCGCAGGGCUGUUGAUAAAGUGGUCACGACCCAUUACACUGUUCUACUGUAAUGCAUCUCCAAUGAUCCACCGUUCCCCUUUAUAGUACACUGCUCGGCUAAGCUCAGACCUACUGCGCCAUAGGGAAUACACUGUUUGUGGUACAGACAAUGUUCCAUUUAGUUCCAGCCUCGUCAUUUUGUUUCUCGAGGCAACUUUCAAUGACAAUGUACAUAAUACUCCUAGUUUAAUUGAACGUAAUUACCAUUACAGGCCUGUAUAAAGUGUUGACAUUUUUGAUGGUCUUAAAAUAUUCCCUCUAUGAUUCUAUCUACGAUGACGUAUUUUGUUUUCUUCUGUCAUGUUAUCCAGACUAGCAACGAACCAGCGAGAGAUCUGCAUGCGUCCACACUUCAAGACUCAUAUUUUUAUUUCAUUUUCUUGCAACUUCAAUGAAGUUAAUUAUUCAAACUGGUCAUUUAUUAAACACUUAAUUAAGCAUUUGACCAGAGUGGUCUGACGUUAUUAUUCUUAACCUGGCCUAUUCUCUCUACGACUGACACAAUGUUAAUAGUGCUACCAUCAACAAAAACUCAUGUUUAUGUGUGCAAGUGAUAAUAUGGUAUGUAGUAUUGAAUGAAACGCUGGACUAUGAUUUCUAGAUACAGAUGAAAUAUGUAUGUCUGUUUUGUUUGAUGAUGGGGGUGUGAGGGGGUACGUUUUGAAUUGCAUUUGGUGGAUAUAUAUAUAACGUGCAACAUUGUAAUUAUUUCACAUGUUUAUUGAAUAAAUGCUUGAAGAUGAAUGA